Messenger RNA from Fusarium mangiferae, 3426 nucleotides. RefSeq lists its product as uncharacterized. The transcript has 2 exons. NCBI's taxonomy places the organism in Eukaryota, Fungi, Ascomycota, Sordariomycetes, Hypocreales, Nectriaceae. The record is from RefSeq and is a predicted model, not a curated record. The coding region runs from base 1 to 3426 and encodes 1141 amino acids.
AUGACGUCGAGCAGGUCCUUCAGGGCUUCUAUAAUGCCCUCUAUGCUGCGGUCAAACACAGAUCCUGAUUCUUCAUCUUCUCCUCGAAAGAGCGUAAAAAAGUCAAACACUUCCGAUCUCGCUCACCUGCGUGGUUCAAACAUUGGGUCGUCAAAGUCCACCACAAACUUGCCUCAUAUGGGCUCCAACCUGCAGCAAGACCAAGACGCUGUACAACACAACCGUCCACGUUCCGCCGAGCAAAAGACUCUUCGUAAACGCAACGACUCUACUCAAAAAGUGUCCUUGCCCAAAUCCCAAUCGACGACAAAUCUCUCUCCUACCAAGGGUUCAACUCGCUGGAGAAACAGACUUUCAUCUUUUCUUCCAUCGCUUGUUCUGCCAUCUGAGCCUUCACCAAAAUCUGUACCAACACCUCCGGUACCUGCGGCGCCCUCCGCUCCCGCUUCCGCCGUUACAGCCGCUGUAUCUCCUGCACCCACCAAAUCUUCUUCUCCCACCGAUACCUCGACCACCACUAACACCGCUGCAACCCCUCCUACAACCGUUGACGAUAGCGCCUCAUCUACCACUCCCAGCAUCAUCGACCCCACCGUCCGGAUGACGAGCGAUUACCACGACGCCCUCACUCACCAGGCUCAUGGUCAAUACCAGCCAGGCCAUGCUGGUUCCCCGCCUAGUCCGGACUCGAUCCCAACCCGCGGCAGCGACAGUCUCGAUGGCCCAUUAAACCCUCAGCCUCAGAUCAUGGCACCGAUUCCUCCAUCUCCAGAGGUCCAGAGGGCCACCAUGAGCCCCCAGGAACCUAACAUGCCGCCUCCUCCGAUUCCCACUUCUCCUUCAGAUAAUGUCAGCAGUGGUAGUGGAAAGUUGCGAAAGGAAAACCCCGCCGCGCGAUCACGAAGUGGCUCUCUCCAGCACACAUCCAGCAACUCCAAUGGUGACUCCAUCCAGGCUCUCAAGACUCGACAAACUUCUCCAGCUCCUGAUCGUGGUCGCCGCGCAUCUUCAGUCCAGUCUCCCAACAGCCGCAAUAACAACACCAAGAGCCGCGUAGUUUCCACACCCCUCGCCAUCAGACCAGGUUCAUCAAAGGGUGAUGCGAGCCAGAGCCCGACGCGGGGUCGCCUCCGAAGAAGUUGGUUGCCCGGUGGAAGAUCGCGAUCAAACUCGAUGGACGUCUCCAACGCAAAUGCCUCAACCGCGUGGGUACUGUCCGACGAUACACAGGCUGAGUACAAUGCUUCGUUUCUCAAGAACGGAGAAAAGGUUCCGGAACUAUGGAACGAAAGCGGAGCUGUUCUUGUCUACCUUUACCCCAAAGGCAGUGGCUUUGGGCCGUCUUUCAAGGUUCAAGAAUUCACAAUCAGCUCGUCCUGGGUUUUCAAUGAACUUAUUCAGCGAGAGCGAGAGAUGCCUAUGGGUAGGGACCGAACUAGGAGUUUCAGUGGUCGUGACAGCCUGACGGCAGAAGAUGCGAACCGAUUUAUCUCCUCACCAACCUCCCCUCCUGUUCCGGAUGACGGAUAUGAUGACUGCCUCCACCUGUAUCUUCCCAAUGGAACUCCCGGCCAAGAGACACCACCCGACAUGGAUCGCUUGAUUGCUAUCCGCAACCUGUUCGCCUUCUUGACUGGACAGCCUCUCGUUGCGACCAAGGCUCGCCCUACCAACUUCCAUGCUUUCCUGGAGAUUUCAAAACUUUUGGAAGAAUACGGCUUCACGAGUUAUGAUGGAACCACCUUUGGAGACGCUGUUGAUCUCAGUUUCGGGUUUUAUAUGGACCAGCAUGCGCUUGCAGACUGCCGGAACAGCCGGGAGAAGACUCUCGAGGCAUUGAUUCUGGGCGAGCGCAUGCGAUCAGCCGAUCUCUACAAUGAGGCAUUUGCCCAUGCUGCGGGCAAGCUUCCGGCUAUCCAAGAUCUGAAACUUCCUCUGUGGAACCAGGUUUCGGAAAAGACACGCACGAACUUGGAACGUGCCAGUACCGAUCUGAACAACCGACAGCAUAAUGCCAAUAUGCACCUGGAACAAUUCGAAUUCCCUGCACUUUUCUCAGGUAUUGCAAACUCAACUUCCAUGUCAGAGCUUAGAAGCGUCCGCUUCAAGGUGUGGAAGCAGUCAUUCACCAAAAUGCGCAAUUUCGCUCUGAGCUACUACAAGACAGCAUUCGGCAACUGGCCACCCAAAGCCAGCAGCAAGAAGAACCCAUUCUCCGAGAGCGGCCUCAACAGACUUGUCCUCAAGGUUCUGUAUUCUGACAUGUGCGCUCUUUAUGACUUGCUCGUCGACCGCACCAACCGAACUUCGAGAAUCAUGGAUGCUGUCCCUGAGCUUUCUAACGAUCCCGACAAGAUGAUCAUGUCUGCAUUGCGAAACAUCAUGUCCGAAUUCGAUCGCUCAAAGCCGCCUGUUCUUCCUCCCAUUCCUUACGAUUGCCCGCAACUGCCCACUGCGACAUCUAUCCUGGAAACUUACGAUACACUGUCGCCAAAGAAACAGGCAAAAUUCGACAAGAACCUCAAGGAACAUGAACUCAUGCUCAUGUUAAACAAGGCUUACAAUUACGAUACUAACGCCACCAAGGUUCCUUUCUUGGACAAGUUCAAGGAGUUUGAGCUUCGUGAGGCUCGAGGCAAGACGCCUCAAGAUUUUGCUGACCAGCGUAUUGGUUACUGGCUGUUCCUUUACGUUGUCAUCCAGUCACUUCCUGUCUUGGUUGUGGAUGCUCCAGGCAUGCAGUUCACUGAAGGUGUUGAGUACUUCCUCUGCGAGCCUCCUCUGGGUAACCCUCCUUGGGUCCCCGAUCAGCAAGUGAAGAAGAUGUGGUAUGAAGUGGCUGGCACAGGUGGCUUGGUCGAGCUCUCUCAAGAUGCCGUUCUUUUCAGCGUGGAAGCCACUUACCACCGAAGUCACUGCUGGCUUGCUGCUACCCAGUGGGAGAGCGGCGCUUCAGGACUUCAAGCCCAGGCACCAACGGAACCUUCGCUGUCUCCUUUGCAGCCCCCACGGUCCAUGUUCCUGGAUGAGGGCUUUAUGCCCACACCACCACCAUCCUUCGGCAACGGCUACAACACUCCUCCAUCUCCUAUUGGCAGCCCUUCGGGCUCUCUUCGCCCUCGAACUCACUCGCCCGGCGGAAAUCGAGCCAAUCAAGCUUGGCGAUCCAGUAUUGCCUUGGGAUUGGAGCCUGUACCUCUCCAGCCCCCAAGCCCAUUCGGAGAGCGCAGCAGUUCUCUUGGUGGACGCCCUCCCAGUCUUAUGAUGGGUUCGCGGAACUCAUCUGUUGGUAACCUGGCAGCCUUUGGCCACCAGGGCUUCCCUCAAACAGAGUCACCUCCUCCCGAGCAGACGGGCGCAACCUUUGACGAUAUCUUGCGCAGUGAUGCCAUGAAGAAAGAGAAGAAGAAGAGCCGCUUUUUCUAA